Messenger RNA from Jaculus jaculus (lesser Egyptian jerboa), 2916 nucleotides. RefSeq names its product RNA binding motif protein 44 (gene Rbm44). Gene Ontology annotation, molecular function: RNA binding. Bases 1 to 2916 code for a protein of 971 amino acids. NCBI's taxonomy places the organism in Eukaryota, Metazoa, Chordata, Mammalia, Rodentia, Dipodidae. The transcript is spliced from 13 exons. The record is from RefSeq and is a predicted model, not a curated record.
AUGGAAACAGCUUCUGGUAAAUACUACCACAAUAAUAGAAGAAAUCUCCAAAAAGAUAAUCCUUCUAAUCCUAAGAAAGACAAUUUACUAGUCUCUUCUAAUGGUUGUAAUGGACUCAAAUUGACUUUCCCUGAUGGUAAAUGUGAUUCCUUGGCACUGCAGCAAAGAGCUAGUAAUAAAGAAAUCAGCAAUAUCGAUGAAAUGGAUUUAUUGGAGCCAUCUUUUUCAGUAAAUCCAGAUACUAAUAGAGAGAAUAUUCUCUCUCAAUCAAGUGAGUUUGAAGAUAGUAUUGAAUAUGAUUUUUUGAAUGAAACAUACUCUAUACAUUAUUCAGAGUCAAAACUCAAGAAUGAAGAUCAUUUACAUUCAGAAUUACAUACUGAAGUACAAAACAGAGAGGAGGCAUUUGAUACUUUAGAACAUCAAGGGAACAAAACUAUUGGCUUUGGAAGAACCCACAAGGUUUCAGAUACUAGCUAUGAAGAAACUGCUGAAGAUGCAGCAGAGAUUAAUGUAGAUGAAGACUCACAGCUGGAAUAUCACAGUGCUGAGCAGGAAUAUAUAAAUAACCAUUUAUCUUUUGACCAAGCCAAAACAUUAAGUGUAUCUAAUCUGCAUUGUGUUGAAUUGAGUAAUUCAGGUUAUGAAGAUAAAUGGGUUAGCGGUCUGGAAGAUGAUCACGUUCAGUUGGGAAGUGGUUCUGUUAUUUCUUUGGAUUCACUUAAUGAAUUCACUUUUGCACAAGAAUACUUACCUCCUGUCUCUAAAUCUCAAAAUUCUGCUAUGUUAAAAGAAUUCCAUGAACCAAAGCAUGACAAAUGUAAGGAAAAAGAGACUGGUUUAAUGUACCAUAUAGAAUUUGAUGAUACUAUACAAAGAAGCAGUUCUCUCUUGGAUCCUCAAAAACCACUCAAAGCUAAAACUUGCACUGAAAAAAAGAAAUCCCAAACAAUUUCAAACAAAGAUUUUUGUGGAACUGGGAUAGUUGAGGAUGAAAUACUCCAGCACCUUGACCAUUCUAGCAUAUCACCCCAGGAAAAAGCUUCUGAGACACUACCUCAAGUCAGGAACGAUGGCCAGACCUCUAUGACCUUUACUUUUGAUGACUCACUCAAUUCUGCCUGUGGCCAUUCACAAUAUAAAAGCCUGCAAAGCACCCCUAACUCAAGGAUUUCAGCCAUACAGAGUCAGGCAGUGACAGAGGACAGCUGCCUACAAGUUGUAAAUAGUACCACAAAUAAAACAUGUCCUCAGCCAGUGACUGAUGCAGCAAGUUGUACCAUCACUGUUAGUCAGACACUGGAUGUUGGCACUGAUUUUAAGGCUUGUUUCACAACCAGCAGGACAACAAAUGAAAAAUCCCCUGUUGUAUCUACAUCAAGCAACACAGAGAUAACAAUGAUGGACAGAAAAUGCCUUGAUGAAUGGCCAAGGGAAAGACAAAGAAGUGUGGCCUGUAAUACAGAUUGGGCACACCUUCAAGAUUGCGUUGACACACUGAUGGCAGUACCAGUAGCACCAGGAAGAUUGCUGUCAGUUGACAGUGUAAAACCCAGUGGAUAUUCCCUAGAUAAGGAUUCCUUGGAAGUUAGAAAAAUGUUUGACACAGACUUAAAGAAACAUCCUGAGAGAGAAUUGCAGUUUUCUGAAGCGAUGGAGAAGAAUUUGGCAUCAGAAUGCUGUCAGAGAACAAUGCACAGAGCCAUAAAAGCAGAGACACACCUUCUCAAUGUUUACUACCAGACAUGCCGCCGCCAUUGCUAUCAUAUUUACAAACUUGUGAUGCAGAACAGAACAGCGUUAAAUAGGAAUUUACCAAAUAAUUUUGCCAAGAAGGAAUUAGGAUCAGCACUGCUGUCUGUUUUGGAAGACUUAAAAGUUAGAUACAUGGAUUUGAAAGAAAGAAUACACAAGGGCAUACCACUGGAAGAAUUGCCCCCACUGUCAAUAGAAUCAAAAAUAUUAUCUGUCUUCUCUGCUUUUGCUUCCAGGUUAAUGAAAGAAGAUAUACUCAUUGGUCAUCCUAAACAAGAUAAAUCACCCAAAGAGGAUGGUUUUAAAAAUUAUGAUACAAAUGUAAACUUCAGCCAACUGAAACUCAAUGAUGAAGAGUUCAGGAAUCGCUGUGAAGUAAGUGAAGAUUGGUGUGAUGCUGCAGAGAACCUAAUGGGCAGUGACAUCUCAGGAGCAAAGGAAGACCAAAUAGAGCCCGACGCGUGGAAUCUAAAUUGUCUAUUAGAAAAGAAGCAUGUUGAAUUAUUUCAGGGAGAUAAAGGCUUUUUGUUACAUGUUGGUGAUCUCUGCUCUUCAGUAUCUGAGGCUGAUUUAAGGUAUCAUUUCCAGAAAUAUCAAGUUUCUGAAAUUUCCAUUUAUAAUUCUUCCACUGAUUACAGAUAUGCUUCUCUUGCUUUUACAAAAAACAGUGAUGCAAAGAGGGCUGCAAAAGAAAUGAAUGGGACAGAAAUAAAUGGGAAAUCAGUAAAUGUGCGACUUGUUAAAAAUCCUGCAGAACAUACACAGGACAGAGUUCAUUUGGAGAAAAGCAGCAAAGAAGUGAGCCCAGCCUCUGCUGUUUCUAGAUUACCCCAGACUAGACCUAGAUGGCUAGAGUCUGAGCAAGACAGCGAGUCUUCUUGUAUGGACCACAAGGGUAUAAAGAAGAAUUGUAAACAGGUUCAGUCUCAUUUAUUACCUAAGACAUCUGCUCAACUCAUACCUCCAGAUACAUUGAACCUUCGUAGCUUUACGAAGAUCAUGAAGAGACUGACUGAACUGCAUCCAGAAGUCAACAGAGACCAGAUUAUAGAUGCUCUUCAGGAAGUAAGAACAAACCAUAAAGGUUUUCUGAAUGGCUUAUCUAUUGGCACUAUUGUGGAAAUGACUUCAUCUUUUCUGAAAAAUGGUGCUUCCCAUUAG